AUGACCUCCUUCUCCACCCGCAGCAGCUUCUCCCCCCUCAGGACCGCCGCCAUCAUGGGUCCUACCUCUUCCUCCUCUUCUUCCCGCCGGGUCGGCAGCUCAGGGGCUGGGAGCGUCUACGGAGGAGCCGGAGGCUCCGGGGUCAGAGUCUCCAAGGCCUCCUACAACUACUCCUCCAACCAGGCUGCCGGCAGCUCCUUUGACCUGGCCGAUGCCGUGGACAUCGCUGUCAGCGAGAAGGAGACCAUGCACAACCUCAACGACCGCCUUGCCGUCUACCUGGACAAGGUGCGCAGCCUGGAGAAGGCCAACGGAGACCUGGAGCUGAAGAUCAGACAGUUCCUGGAGGGCAGAGCCACACCUGAGGUCCACGACUACCGCAGCUUCACUGUACGGAUCAAGGACUUGCAGGGAAAGGUGAGAGCGCACACUUGAACACCUGAACAUCUUUUUAACUAAACACACAGCUAACUAAACACAUAAACAACCAGAGUUAAAGUAACUGUUGAAUCUAACAGCUGUUGGAUCGGCUGUUCAUUGGACAACUCUACCCUGAGUUCAGACUGUAAGGUAGCACACCUGAGCAGGUAGAUCUCAUCAUGUUUAACCAAUCAAGAGUCAGAGACAGAGCUGACAGGUGUUUCUUUAAAUAUCUAAACUAAAGAACAAAGUGUUGUCUGUCUUUGGACUGAAGUUUGUCAGAAAGUUUAAAAAUAGGUCAGAGGAAGGAAAUGUGCAAAAUAACACGAGAAGGAGUGAAAAAAGCAGGAAUAAAAGGAGAACAGAUCAGGAAAUAAAUGUCUGGAAAUUUAAGCCCUGGCUUAAACCAGUUGAUUGACCGCUUGGCCUUGAAUAGUUCAGGAAGAGCAGCUGGAGACAAAUUCAGGUAAAAAAGAAAAGAGUCAAACUGAUAUUGAGAAAAAAGUCCCUAAUCUGUCCUAUUUUUACUUUAUGAAAAACAAAUCCAUGAAUUCAGACAUUAAUUUAUCAACAAAUUCAUCUGAAAUAACAGUUUUGAGAUUUUGGCUUUCUCACCUUAUGACCUCUGUAGACAGUGUUUUUUCAGUAUUCAUUAAUCCUAUUUUUAUUUUAAGUAAUUAUCAGAAGAGUGAGGCAGCUGUUUCUCUGUUGGUUCAGUAAACUCUCCUGCUCAGUGUAAAUAAAACAGGGUUAAUGUUAUAUAACAGUCAAAUAUAACAGAGACGCUGUUGUUGACAUGAAAACUUGAACAUGUGACAGUUAACAUGUAAAUAUGUUCAUGUAUGUUCAGCCCCCUCUAUUAUCAGACCUCAGGACAUCAUGUCUCUGUAAAUAUUUACUCUGAAGGAUGUUUGACUUUUAGACAGUUCAUGAGGACUGACAGGCGAUUUUAAAGCAGAGGAACCUGUCUGACCAUCACACAGGUGUAUCUGUGUGCAGGGAGGGGGAGGGGCUAACAGGUAACUUUACCUGAGAGAGCAGAAAGGAAGAUUAUUGAAUAAACUUAAUUUCGCCUCUUUUUCAAGAAUCACUCUGACUUCAGAUUUCACUAAAAUAUUUUACUGUUUUUUUUUUCCAAUUCAAAAAACAUUUAUUAAAUAUUUUAGUUUUAAAAUUUUUGUUGAACUUUAUUUCAUAAUAAUCAGAAGAGUAUGAGGAGUUUUUCUCUCUAAAAACGUGUCCUAUAAAAGACAAAUUUAGCUGUAAAUUUAAGAAAAGUAACGCAGCUUUUAAGAGUUUUUAAGUUUUAAAAAUUAACUUAAAUUCUUUCUUUAGUAGCCUCAAAUUAAAACCAGCUUCUUUCUUUAUUGAAAGUUUUUGUAUUGCAUAUUUUUGAUAAGUUUUAGAGACCUUUUUUGUCUUUUGAAUGAAUGAAAGUUUAUUGAAAGUCUUUUUAAGUCAGUUUAUGAAUAAUAUUGUAUUUGAUAUGUAUGUUAUGUUUGAAAACACAUCUGCAAAGUUAUUUUGAAAUUUUUGAAAUUGCCAAAAAAGAUUUUAAAAUUCUACAAAAAAUAUUCUGGAGUCUGUAAAAAAACUUAGUUCAACUUCUGACUUUUUAUCUGUAAAAUAAAAAAAAAAGUUCGAACAUCGGUUUGGCUGUUUGUAGCUCCCCCUGGUGGACACACAGAUCCUUUGAUAUUUUGAUAAAAAACUUAAGUCUGCCGAUACAAAAAAACCUUUAGAUGUUAACACAUUUUUUUCUCCUGUCCUUCUUGUACAGAUCCAGGUUGCUGCUCGUGGAAACGCAGCUCUCAUUCUCGCCAUCGACAAUGCCAAGCUCGCCACAGAUGACUUCAAAGUGAAGUGAGUAACCCCCAGUUUCCACCACAUCCGGAACGGCUACCAAGAGGCUGUAUCCGCCGAUCGUAGCUAAUCGUAACCAUUCAAGUCAAUGUGUCAAUUUUCACCGUCUUCUUUCCGUUCUGCUGCGGAUCGCCAGACUCUGCAGCUGAUCACAAGAGUUCUUGAGACUCUGAUUCAUUGGAGGAUAAAAACCAGACUGUGAAAUAAUCUGAACACCUCUGUCUAUCUGUCCCUCACUUUAUUUUCACUCUAUUUUCAGGUACGAGAACGAGCUCGGCAUGCGCCAGUCAGUGGAGGCUGACAUCAGUGGGCUGAAGCGAGUCCGUGAUGAGCUGACUCUCAGCCGUGGCGACCUUGAGAUGCAGGUAGAAGGUCUGAAGGAGGAGCUGCUGCUGCUUAAGAGGAACCAUGAGGAGGUGAGGAUAUUAAAGAUGAAUAGAGAUGUAGAAAGCAAGAAAAAAAAUAAGAGGCUAACAGGCUCCCCCUGCAGGAUCUGCUGGCUCUGCGCGCUCAGGUGAAGUGCCAGGUCAAUGUGGAGGUGGACGCCGCACCACAGGAAGACCUGGCCGCCGUCAUGGAUAGCAUCAGACAACACUACGAGAACGUCGCCGCCAAGAACCGCAAAGACCUGGAGACCUGGUUCCAAGCAAAGGUAAGAGCACAGAAUUAUAAUCACUACUGCCACCUGCUGGACAAACCUGACAUAUCAUGAAUCUUUGACAUUAAAUUGCGUUUUAAUAUUAAAAUACUUCUGCAGGUCUAAACUCCUGAUCAGUCCUGAUAUUCAAACACUAACUUUAUUGAUGGUUGUCCUUCAUAGACGGCCGAGCUGAGCAAAGAGGUAUCUGUGCGCUCGGAGACACUGACCAGCUCAAAGUCUGAGAUCGGAGAAAUCCGACGAACUGUCCAGACUCUGGAGAUCAAACUGCAGGCUCAGAUCAGCAAGGUGAGAUGAGAUGAUUUUACCUUGAGUUUGGCUCAAGUUCAUUGAAUGAAAAGUAUUUAAUCUUUCUAGUAUAAAACCAACAUACCAUAAGCAUAGUCAGCAUUAAGCCUCAAAUGACCCAAACCUUUAACCUGGAUCAGUAAAUCAGUAAGUCAGUAAACCUGACUUUAAUCUUUUCUCCCCCCGACAGAAAAGAGCUCUGGAGGUAACCCUGGAGGAGACCAAGAGCCGCUACGCUAACAUGCUCACUGGCUACCAAAGGCAGGUUGUGGCUCUGGAGGAGCAGCUGACUCAGCUGAGGGCCGACCUGGAAAACCAGAAGGUUCUGUUUGUUGACCUGCUGGACAUCAAGACCAGGCUGGAGCUGGAGAUCGCAGAGUACAGGAGGUUGCUGGAGGGCGAGACUGAGAGGUGAGAGUCGGGGCACACUGACUGAUACUGAUACUAAUACUAAUCUAUAUGGACUAAUCUGAAUAAUUAACUUAUCUUAUGUAGGUGUCCAACUUAGAUAAUCAAACUUUAAUAGCUCAUGGAAAAAGCUACCUCAGUGUGAUAAAAGCUUAAAGUUUAGUAACCAUGGUAACUAUGUGCUGCCUUCAGCUCAGCCUGUUGGCGUGAAGAUCUAAUGACUACUAAAAAAACUUGUCAGAUCUUCAAAUAUUAGUUCUAUAAAUGACCAGUAAAAAAGUGACAUGGUGAUGGUUCUUCAUCCUGUCACUCUGCUCUAAGGUUUUUUGGACUCCAUGAACUCUCACUGAUCAUAUUUUGAUUGAUUUAAAUAGCUGAAAUACAUUUUUUUCCCAUCCUGUUUCUGCAGCACCACCACAACAACCAAAACCACCAGAGUCGUGACCAUCGUGCAGGAGGUGGAUGCUUCUGGAAACAUUGUGAACUCCAGUUUGGACGAGAAAGAGAGGACCACCACAACCUCCAGCUAGAGAUUAACGAAAAACUAGCAUGUAGACACCUGCCAACCAGCAAUAUCAAGCAUCCCUUUGAGACCAUCAGCGUUAAAACCAGUUAACCAUCUGUUAGUUAAAUAAAUCAGUUUAAGAGUCUGAUUCAGAACAAUAUAUGCUGUAAAACUGUCUUAUUCUCUAAUAAAACUCAGGUCGG
Xyrichtys novacula (pearly razorfish) is the source of this 4345-nucleotide messenger RNA. The record is from the annotation of a GenBank genome assembly. NCBI's taxonomy places the organism in Eukaryota, Metazoa, Chordata, Actinopteri, Labriformes, Labridae.